Messenger RNA from Rosa rugosa (rugosa rose), 812 nucleotides. RefSeq names its product large ribosomal subunit protein uL13w-like. Gene Ontology annotation, biological process: translation; negative regulation of translation. The transcript has 3 exons. Gene Ontology annotation, molecular function: structural constituent of ribosome; mRNA binding. Lineage: Eukaryota; Viridiplantae; Streptophyta; Magnoliopsida; Rosales; Rosaceae. Gene Ontology annotation, cellular component: ribosome; cytosolic large ribosomal subunit. Bases 45 to 665 code for a protein of 206 amino acids. The record is from RefSeq and is a predicted model, not a curated record.
CAGACUCACAGUGAGAGAGAGAGAGAGAGAGAGAGAGACGAAAAAUGGUAUCGGGGUCAGGAAUAUGCGCGAAGAAGGUGGUGGUGGACGCUCGGCAUCACAUGCUGGGGCGAUUGGCGUCGAUCGUGGCGAAGGAGCUUCUCAACGGGCAGAAGGUGGUGGUUGUCCGCUGCGAGGAGAUUGCCAUCUCCGGCGGCCUCGUCCGGCAGAAGAUGAAGUACAUGCGGUUCCUCCGUAAGCGCAUGAACACCAAGCCCUCCCACGGCCCCAUCCACUUCCGCGCUCCCGCCAAAAUCUUCUGGCGAACCGUCCGAGGGAUGAUUCCGCAUAAGACUAAGCGCGGAGCUAAUGCACUUGCUCGGUUGAAGGCUUACGAGGGAGUCCCACCCCCCUUUGAUAAGAUGAAGAGGAUGGUCAUUCCUGAUGCUCUCAAGGUGUUGAGGCUUCAGAGUGGUCACAAGUACUGCUUGCUGGGUAAGCUGUCGUCCGAGGUUGGAUGGAACCACUAUGAUACCAUCAGGGAGCUAGAAAAGAAGCGAAAAGAGAGGUCUCAGUUGGCUUACGAGAGGAAGAAGCAGCUAAACAAACUCAAGGUGAAGGUUGAAAAGGCUGCGGAGGAGAAGCUUGGCGCCCAGCUUGAAAUCAUUGCUCCUGUUAAGUACUAAAUUCUAGGGACUAGUUAGUAUGAUAGAGUUUUGGCUGAUGUUACAUCCUAAUGAAUUACCUACACAUUUCUUGUCUUGUUUGUUCAAUCAAUGAAUGGGAUCAUAAAUUUUGAUGAAUUUUCAAUGGUCAUCUGGUUUAUUUUGUCA